ACGGGCGAGUGCAGCUUCCAUCGGCAGGCGGAGGCCAGGCUGCAGGCAUAUGCGAGUGCAGCCAGCGAGUGGACUGACUGAGGCCGGGAGUUGAGAGCGGCCCUUAGUCUCCCCUCUCCCUAAUCCCCCAGCUCCCCGUCCCCAACCUUCCCAGCAGCAAUACCCCUUUCCCUGACCUUCCCAGCAGCAAUACCCCUUUCCCCAACCUUCCCAACAGCGAUACCCCUUUCCCUGACCUUCCCAACAGCGAUACCCCUUUCCCUGACCUUCCCAGCAGCGAUACCCCGCCCCCAACCUUCCCAGCAGCAAUACCCCUUUCCCUAACCUUCCCAGCAGCGAUACCCCUUUCCCCAACCUUCCCAACAGCGAUACCCCUUUCCCUGACCUUCCCAACAGCGAUACCCCUUUCCCUGACCUUCUCAGCAGCGAUACCCCUUUCCUUGACCUUCCCAGCAGCAAUACCCCUUUCUCCCACCUUCCCAGCAGCAAUACCCCUUUCUCCAACCUUCCCAGCUGCAGUCUUCCCCAUCCUUCCCAGCACCAAUACCCAGUUAGUCAAUCAUCCCUGUGGCAAUACCUUCCAAAUUUCUCAGUGAUUGUAUCCCCACCACAGGACAAAACCCCAACCAUUCACCCCCAGCAGCACUAUCCCCCCACCCCAACAAACCACCCCCACAAAGCAACAACAACCUUCCCUGAAAACUCCAUCCCUAACCGGCAACCUCUAGGAACAGUGGACACAUCUUGCUCUUCUCGUUCGUUGAUGUGCAGUAGUGGACACCAGGAUCCCCAUGAUUUCACCGAGUGAGUGGCCUGAGGAGAAGCUGGAGACUGUUAUCCAGAAACUAGAAGACACUGUACUGAACCCAGAGUUGAGUGGAAAGGACAGGAGUCUGACUGUUCGUGGAGCGGGCGAGGGCACGACACUAACUACGGUUCCCGCUCGAAUCCGAGAGAUAGUUACCAAGAAUCUAACCGAGGAAAGAAUGGAAGGCCCACAAGAUAGGAGUUCCAUGGCCAGUCUCCGGGAAGAGAAUUCAGUGCUGCAGGAGGAACUGUCCCGAAUGGAAGACCUUUUGGCACAGAGUCAUGCUGAGCGUGAUGAACUAGCUAUCAAAUUCCGUGCUGUCAAUGAGCGGUUGGAGAAAUCACUCAAGGUUGAAGUUUCUGAGUGGGAGCAAAAAGGGACUGAGUCAAAGGCUGUAUCAGAUCUCCGCCGUCAAUUUGAGAACGAAGAAAGGGUUUAUAGGCGAAAGCUUCAGGCAUAUCAAGAUGGACAACAGCGUCAGGCUCAACUUGUACAAAAGCUUCAGGUUAAGGUCCUGCAGUAUAAGAAAAGAUGUGGUGAGCUGGAACAGCAGGUUCUUGAGAAGACCUCUGAGUUGGAACAGCAGAAAGUGUCGUUACAGACCCGUGUAGAGACAGUGGAAUCCUGCUUGAGGAGAACAGAGUAUGAGCACAGCACUGAACUGGAGACUACGCUCAUUCGCCUAGAGGAGGAACAGCAGAGAAGCAGCAGUCUAUCCCAAGUCAAUGCCAUGUUGCGGGAUCAACUGGAACAAGCCAGCACAGCCAAUCAGCGGCUUAGCGAGGACAUCCGCAAGAUCACAGUUGAUUUUGACAUAGCUAGGAAUGAACUGGAGCGGAGGGAAAUGAAGCAGCGGUGGGACCAGGAGCACUAUGGCUUACGCCCUUGUGGUGAACGUAGCAAACUGCUUGUCCUCUGGCAGCAGGUGACGACAGUCCGCAGUAACCUAGCUGACUUGAAGAGCGGGACAGAGCGGAGCCUCCUGGAGAUGAAGGCUGAUGUCACCCGUACAUCUCGGCGCCUGCAGACAGCCUGCUACAAUCUGGACUCCAACUUGCGCCUAUCUCAGGCAGGUGCCACUUCGAUGCUUGAAAAGCACACAGUACAAAGUGGACGGCUUGAACAGCAGCUCCGUGACAAGGUCAAGGAGAUGCUUCAACUGCAGAGCAAGUGUGAUGCAGAUAAGGCAGAGCUCCAUGCAAGAAUUCAUGAGUUAUCUGUUGUCAUUGAGAGGCUGAAGAUGCAGAAUGCUGAGAAGGAGAGGACAAUCAUGUCACUCAACCGGACUGUGGAGAAGUUGGAAUCGGGCAAAACUGAAAUUACAAGUGAAACCUUGGCAAAUGAAGCUCUAAGAACGGAGAUAGAAUCCUUGCAGCAAACCUUGCACAACAUUGCUCAGGUUGCUGCUGCUGACGCAGAGUCGACAAGUUUGUUGUCUCUGGGAGGGGCUGCUAAGGGAGCUGAGAUGGCUACUGGAAGGCUUGGCUCACCCCUCCUUUCACGGUCUCCGGCACUUAGCACACCUUCCCCUCGCAGGCACAGGUCACCGACUCGUUCCCAGUCACCGCUGCGCAGCAUGUCACCGUCACUUGGUGAUUCCACUUUGUCUGCAGUCCAAUCAGCCCUGCAGAGGCGGCAGCUCCAGGUGCAGGAGUUUUGUGGAAAAUUGGACACCGCUCAGGAUGCAGUCAGUUCUUUGAAGAAACAGCUGGGGGAGAGUGAGAGUGAGCGGAGGCAACUCGAGCAGAAGAUGAUGAAGCUGAAAGAUGAAUUGGAGUCUUCAGGCCGAGCCAAGGAUGAUGCCAAGAGGGAUUCAGUGCGCUAUCGAUCCUCCCUGGAAAUCAUUGGAAGUGAGAAAGGUAACUUGGAGAAGUUGGUACAUUCUCUGAACCAACAAAUCGAUAACUUGCAGAUGGACGUGGAGCAAAUAAAAACAAUGAAUGGUGACUUGCAACGCCAGCGAGCUCACCUGGAAGAUGAGAAAGAGGAGUUACACAAAGACAAGGAGCAAGCCAAGAAAGAAGUUGAGAGAGGGCAGAAGGCAUUGGAGCUGAUGGAAAGCAAGAACUCAACUUUGAGAAAAGAGUUGGUCAUUGUUAAAGAAGCCUUGAACAAAACUACAUUGGAGAAGGAAGUGUUACAGAAUGAGAAGGCUGACUUGGCUGAGGCUCUCAGCAAGGCUGAGCUGACUAAUGCAGACUUGGAGUUGUCCUUAAGUAAGCUGAAGACCGAAGAAGAUGCUCUGCGAGACACUCUUGCGAAGAUGAGCGCGUUAAAUGAAGGAUUAGCUCAGGAUAAAGUUCAAUUGAAUCGUAUCCUCCUGCAGAUGGAAAAUGACAGAUCGGCCCUGCAGGGACAGAAGAAAGAGAUUGAAAAGGCAAAGUCUAACAUCCAGGAUGUGUUGGUUCGUGUAAAGCAGGAGAAAAUGGAGCUGGACACAGAGAAACACGGCCUGGAUCAGUCUCUGCAGAUUGUGGAGCAAAGCCGUGAGCAGCUACAAUGCGAAAUAAUGAUUGUCCGACAAGAGAGAGACCAGUUCCAGGAGCAGCUUGGGCAGGUAAACAGGCAAAAGCAGGCUCUGAGUGAACAGCUGGCCCAAAUACAACGGGAUGUAGAACUUCAAAAUGAAGGACUCCUCCAAGCCAGCAAAGAGAAGGAGGAACUGCUGAAGGAUAAAGCCAAGCUGGUGGUGCAGCUGACAGCAGCUGAGAAAGAGAGCAGGGCUCUGGGUGAGGAGGUGGCUGGCCUAAGGGCAGACAAGGAAGCCUUAGAGACCAAUUUGUUUGAAUCCCAGCAGAUAGUUUCACAGCUGGAAACUCGAAAGGAGCAGUUAGAGGGACAGAACCAGACCAUCCUCCUUGCUGAGAAAUCACUUCUAGUGGAAAUUGACAGUGUCCGCAAGGAGACGGAACAACAGCUGAUCAACUUUGAACGGGAUAAAGAGCUGUUGCAACAGAAGCUAAAUCAAGUCGAGCAGGAGGCCAAGCUCUCGCUGAACAAUGAGAAACUGAUCCACGAUGAGGAUGUUGAACGCCUCCGGAAAGAAAAGGACAGCCUACGCCUUGAGCUGACCUCAGAGAAGGAUGCGGCCAUUCAACGCUUUCAACUUGAACGCGAAGACCUAGUCACCCGCUUUGAGGAGGAGAAGGAAGAGCUGAAUGAAGAAAUCCUCAGUUUACAAAGAGAGAGGGACGAGAGUCUGAUUCAGGCAGAGAGCCAGAAACAGCAGGCCUUGUGUUUCAAAGAAUCUGAGAAAAACAUCCUAUUGGAGAAACUCAAUCAGGCCCAACGUGACCUUGGCAAUGCGAACAUGGAAAUCGACCGGGUGAAACGGGAGUCACAUAGUCGGCAGGAGCAUGACAAGAACACCAUUAACAAUCUUAGUGCUGAGCUGAAGACCUUUCAAGGUCAGUUUGAGGAAGCUCUGACCACCCAUGAGAGAGAAAUCAAAAGUCUCAAUGAGCAGCUUAAAGAUGUAACACGGCAGAGAGAAGUAACUCUCAGGGAGAUGGAAGAGUUAAAGACACAACUUCGUGUGGUGGAGGAUACUCGGGAUGGAAUUCGUAAGGACCUGGUUGAGUCCCACAGGAAAGUCCGAGAGAAUGAGGAAGCUCAGGAAAUGCAACGGAAAGAGAGCCUGGAGCUCAAGCGUGUUCUGAAUGAUGAAAUCCGUGAAAAAGAAGCCAUCCAGAAUUCCAAUGAGGAACUCAGGAAUACCAUCAAAAAGAUUGAGAGUGAAAGAAUCAGCUUGAAGAGGACAAAUGAGGAGAAAGCGCAGAAGAUCAGCAUCCUGGAAGAAGCCAAAACCGCAGUUCAAACUGAGGCAGGAGAGCUGCGCUCCAACCUGCGGGAAGUUGAAAGAUCGAGACUGGAGGCUCGGAGAGAAUUGCAGGAGCUUCGACGACAGGUGAAGAUAUUGGACAGCGAGAAUGCAAAGAAGACCAAAGAAGUGGAGGAAUUGCAGUCCCAAAUGGCUAUGAACGAUCAGCGUGGGGAGGAGAGCAGGAAGGAAUCCUUCAUCCUGAAGCAGAAGAUUGUAGAGGCAGAAACUGGCCGUGAAUCAGCUCGCAAAGAGGUUGCCAACCUCCAGAAGAAGGUCAUGGACAUGGAAAAUAUGUUCAAAGCUCAUGAGAAAAAGCUCCUUAAACAGCUGGAUGAUUGCCAUGUGAAUGAGAAGAAAUUUCAAGAAAACAGUCGUAAUCUGGAAGUGAAACUGCAACAUGCCAAGGGGGAAGCAGAUGAGUUAACACUAAAGGUCAGUGCCAUGGAAGGCCGUGUAACAGGUCUAGAAACAGAACUGGCCAAAGUAGAGUCUGCCAAAAAGGAUAUGGAGUGCAAGUUGGGCAGUUUGUACUCCACACUACGCAGAACUUUGGGAAUUGGCCGAUCCGGAAGAACAGUCAGCCCAGGAUUUUCCAGCCGUAGCCCUUCUCCACGGAGACCCCUCUCUCCCACCAAAGGUUUUGACAACACUUACACCACUACCACAGAUGGACGGGGCAGUCCAAUCCCACGAACUGGAUCUCCGGAUCGGAGUCACUCUGACACUCCUGGCCGCUCUGUGUCACCUAGCCGUGCUGAACCGUACACAGCUGACAUCGAUCCUGAAAUUGUUAAAAGUGCCCUGCAAGAUUUCCUGCAGGAACUUCAUGACACGCAGAGGCACAGGGACGAAACUUGCCAUCAGCUGGCAGCCCUGGCACGGCAGCUGACAGAGAUGGAAACAGACCGUGAGCGGACCAGCGCACGUGUUCUGCAUCUUCAGAAAUCCUUCACUGAGGCAGAAGAAGGGAAGCGAGGAUUGGAUGGGCGAUUGAGUCAGGCCCAAGCUACACUCAUGCUGCAAGAAGAGACCAUAAGACGCGGAGAAAGAGAAAGGAAGGCCCUGGCGGAACAAGUGGUCGCAUUGGAAUGGAGCCUGCAGUCGUCCGAGGGCGAGAGGCGAGCGCACCAGGAGAAGAUCAAUAAGAUGAAGGCAAAUGAGACAAAGCUGGAAGCCGACAAACGCAAGCUGAAGGACCUGCUGGAAGUGUCUGAGAAUCGUAUUACCAAGUUGGAGCUCUCAUCACGUUCGUUAGAGGGGGAAAUGCAGAGAAUGCAGUUGACACUGAAUGACCGCGAGACAGAGGUCCACUUUCUUCAGGGCCGGAUAGAGAUGCUCCAGCGGCAAGUGGCUGAUAGUGAGACAAAGGCCACCGCCCUCCAGCUAACCCUCGACCGACUGACGAUGACCCUGGCCAAGACCGAGGAGGGCGAGAGCCACCUGAAGGACAAGGUGCAGAGUCUGUCACUGUCUCUCUCAGACAUGACCGCCAGUGCAGCGGUGCUACAGGAGCAGAUUUCUAAACUUCAGAAGACUCUAACGUCCAGUGAACAGGAUCGACGGCUACUUCAGGAGCGGCUAGACACCAUCAAUCAGAGAUUCUCGGAAACUAAGAAGAAGAACCAUGCUUUGGUGGAACGUGUGCAGUUCUUGCAAAAUGCCCAGGCAGAUCUGGAGCUGAGGUGCUUGGAGCUGGAGGGACAGAACCGGCAGCUCCAGGAGGCACUGCACCGAUGGCAGGAAAAUGAAAAAGGGGCCCUGAAACAGAUUGAGAAACUUCAGCAAGAAAAACACGUCUACCAGGAGCGAGUGACCAAUUUACAGAGAGCUGUUGCCCAAUUGGAGAAUGAGAAACGGGAGUUUCAACGUUCAAAGGUCCGCCUCGAGAAGGAGCAAUGUGCCCUGAAGAAAACCCUGGACAAGGUCGAACGGGAGAAGUUGAAGUCUGAAGAAGAUGCCCUGCAGCUCUCAGCUGAGAAGGGACAGCUGGAUCAGUCUCUCACUGGCGCAGAAAUGGAUCUCGCAGAAACACAAAGACAGAUUCAGCAGCUGCAGGGUCUGACAGCUGAAAUGGAGCGGAGCCAUGGCCAGCGACUGAUUGAGCUGACGGCCCGUCACCAUCAGGAGCUAGAGAAGGAAACCGAGCGCCUACGGAGUGCCCAUCAGGAGGCUGAGAGGACCCUGCAGGCCAGGGAACGUGCCCACAGGCAGCGGGUGAAAGGGCUGGAGGAACAGGUGGCCACCCUGCAGGAGCAGUUGGAUCAGGAGAUGAGACGAAGACAGGCCUACAUUGCUCAAAUGCUCAGGUCAGGUAAGUAGCAGCCCAGACUGGAUGGCAUGCCUUCAACUCAUAAAAAUGGAGCCAAUUUGCAUCCAUUGGACAACAGAGAGCUUACUGCACAUCCGAUAACGAAUCCUCACAAGACUUCUAACUCAAGAAGAGUUGAGUAACCAUCCUCUGGAAUACAAUCGCCUGUUUUGAACUGCAAAUCAGACAAACAAUUGACCUUAUAGAACUCUUCCUCGAACAACAUGAAAUGCCCAGUGAUGUGUAAGUGAGCAAUUCUUAACUGCAAUGCAAUUAUUGGUCAUAACAUCUUAAGUAGCCACUCCAUUUGUUCCAGUUUACCUAUUUUGCAUACCAAAGGGGAAUUCAAACCCCAUAGUAAGUGUAAGUGUUCCUAAUCCUUCUUACAUAUAACUUCAAUACUGUGAAAGACUGAAAGCUUGAAAUUAUCAUCUUGGACGGUGUCUGAAACCUCCUCAAAAGCCACUGACCUCUGCCUCUGUCAGAGGAGAGAUCCUUGAGGUUUUGGACACUGUUUUCCAAAAAAGUGUCUUUUUUUCUGCUGUUCCCUAUUCCCAUUUAAAGGGGAAGGGAUGUUUCAUAAAGUACAUGAUAAAAACGUACCAUUCUUAAACUUUACAGGCAUCCUGGAUUUGGAUUUUUGCGAGCUUGUACUAUUCCUAGCAUUAUUGAGAGCUUUCCUGUCUGUCCCAGAGAAGCUUAAUUGGAACUUCCUGAUGUCAUUUUGCAUCAGGCAAAUAGUCCUAACAUUCAACAGAAUAGGAGGUACAAUUUGUAUUGGGCUAGCUUUUACGGGCACUCCUCUCUUUCUCUCUCUCUCAUUCCCCCCUCUCUUACCUUUCUUCGCCCGCCACUAUCAAUCAGUUAAAAUAUUGGGGGAUGAUGCCAUCAGUGUGACACCUCUUCUACAAAUUUUUAGAUUGGUUAAGGAUGGCAGAAUGGCUAUCCAUUGGAUUUCACAAGCCCAUACCCCUCACCCCGCCUUCAAAUCUGCAGGAAUAGUUCAUAGAAUGCUGUGGAAGCAAGCCAUUCAGCCCAACCCAAACCCCCAGAUAGCAUCCCUCCCAGACCCACCUUAAUCCUGUAACCCCACAUUUCCCAUGACUAAUCCAUCUGAUCUGCACAUCCCCAGACACUACAGGCAAUUUAGCAUGGCCAAUCCACCUAACCUGCACAUCUUCUGACUGUGGGAAGAAACCACACAGGCACAGGGAGAAUGUGCAAACUCCAUACAUACAGUUGCCCGAGGGUAGAAUCAAACCCAGGUCCGUGACGCUGUGAGGCAGCAGGGCUAACCACUGUGCCACCGUUUCACCCACAGGAAGGGAUGUGUAGGUUUGUGAUUUGGUCUGAACAAGGUUUAUCAAGUUGAAUAGUCACUCUAAGGAGUUUAAAACGGAUGUAAAAUUGUCACCCAAUUAUAAUAUUCCAAAGUUCUGUCUAUUUUCAAUUGGUCACCUUGUCCAUUGUUGAUCACUCAUGGUCUUUUUCCUCCUUACCAUGCUGCGUCUCCCGCUCUAACCCUGUGUUUUACAAAACAGACAUAACUGAGAAGUUCUGCCUCCCUUCAGUUUCCUUUGCUGCUCCAAUAUUCAGGGUUUUGGACACCACUACCUAAUUACCAAUUUGGAUAAUUCUGGACGCAUCUCUGCUGAUAUUCUGUUCUUUCCAAUAAGGCCCCGUAACAAUGGAAUAACUCCUAAUGAGAGUUUACUGGUCAAGUCUGGUGGCACAGACUCUUUAGUCAAAGUCCUACCAUAUUGCCCUCCAGAAGCACUGGAGUCAGUCCUUACUGAACUGAGUUCAGUUUUACUCCAAUAUCCAGUCCACGACUGGCAGCUUUUAACUUUCGCCCUGUGCACAAACUGCUCAGAAGCAUUCAGCUCUAUGCAAUAAAAAUGGGGCCUUUGUAUGUGGGACCAUCUCAAAAAUUCCUAAUAUUAAGAAUAGAUACCAUAAGUGGAAUAGCAGAUAACCCACAGAAAAUCCUGUCCACUUUAUAAAAACAACUUCUCCACAGAGAAGAUUUUAACUGGUAAAUCAUAGUGUAUUUUUAUUGCUUUUUUAUGAGUAUUAACUUAGCCACUUGUUAAGUAGUUGUGUUGCUGUGAUACGUUUAAUAUACUGAGUAUGUACAGAUUGGGUUAUACUGUAUGUUAGAUGAUUUGAUCAUAUGUUGUGUUGGACUCUGAGAAGAAAUGUGGCUUAGACGCUGUAACUACCUGAAUAUAAUCCAAAGUAUGGAAAAGAAAAUUAAUAGGCAUUAAUGUGAAAUCUUUGUAAUUUGAUAAUAAUCAGAUUUUUAAAAAAAUAACAUGUUAUAAUGUGGAAUUAAUCAGAUAUGUGUCAGUUAUUCAGGGUAUUAAAUUCUUAGCAUUAGGUUGCCAUGGUCGGUAAAACCAGAUAAUAAACCUGUGUUUAACUAUUGGCUGACCUUAGCAAAUGACAUUUCAAUUGGUCACAGUUUUAAAGUAAAUACUAUGUACAUCCAAUUCCCUUUUGAAAUUUCACAUUAAACUUUCAU
Molecule: messenger RNA, 9463 nt
Organism: Stegostoma tigrinum
Lineage: Eukaryota; Metazoa; Chordata; Chondrichthyes; Orectolobiformes; Stegostomatidae
Gene: crocc2
Product: ciliary rootlet coiled-coil, rootletin family member 2
Exons: 36
Coding region: 792-6950 (2052 amino acids)
Source: RefSeq, a predicted model, not a curated record